AUGAUUCGGUGGAUACUAUACGUUGUGACAUUGUCAGUAACAUUGGUAGCAGCCCUCCAACAGCGCUCUGAUUGUGUCACAGAAUGCGCUCAUUUGGAGAGUCAUCGAGCGUUCGAGGCUUGUGUAGCCGAGUGCUCGAAGCUGCCCCGGAAGGACAAUGUUCCCGACGUCGCCUACUAUCCGACACCACCAAAGAACGUCUCUAUCGACACUGCUGUUGUGAUCGAUAAUGGAAAAUUCUUAGAGACAACUGUCACUUGGUCAUCGACCAAGGACCUCGGACGAACGGGAUUCUACCUUCGCUACAGUGCCAUCGGUGAACGCUGUCAGCGAGAUUUUCCCGGUUAUUUCGCGUCAAACAUCGGCCCGGUCAGUGCUUUUUAG
Molecule: messenger RNA, 384 nt
Organism: Cooperia oncophora
Lineage: Eukaryota; Metazoa; Nematoda; Chromadorea; Rhabditida; Trichostrongylidae
Source: the annotation of a GenBank genome assembly